GGCAGCUAAAGUAACACUACGGCAAUCUGUCUUUCGAUUUUUUAUUAGUAGUGUUAAAUUCGUUAUUCCUGACUUUUUACAAAAACCAAUCGGAUAAUGUCUGGUUUGGAAUUAAUAUCAGACCUUUCGGACAAGAAAUUGGUCACGUUGCCGAAGAAUGUGCUCGAUAUGGUCAAUUUGAAAAUGCUGGUUUUGGAAGGGAACUUCCUCACCAGGCUUCCCGAAGACCUAUUUUGGAGAUUGCCGAAUUUACAAUGGCUGGAUUUGAGGAACAAUCUCCUAGAAGCGAUACCGACGAGCAUAGGUUUCCACGAAAAAUUAGAAAAUCUGUUAUUGACUAAUAAUAGUUUAGAAAGGCUUCCUAACGAAUUAGGGACGGUUCCGAAUUUAAAGAGCUUACAAGUCACCGAAAAUCCUUUGAUUUACCCGGAGAGAAAGGUGAUAAUGUGCGGCACUAAAGCUAUCAAAAGUUACCUGAAAACGCAAUACGAUUUAGCGAAUAGAGAAAGCAAAGAGGAAGAAGACAUAUCCGAUAAAAUCACCGAAUUAGACGAACAUUCGCUACAAGACGACUAUUUCGAUGAGGUAAGAAAAUCCAAAACCGAACCGAAUAUAAUUUCUGACGAGGAAGCGAAAAUUAAGAAGCUCAAAAACAGAAUAUCCGAUGAUCAGUGCAUCAAUCCCGACUUGGAAGUUAGGAAACUUCUACCGCCGAUAUUAAGGAAGAAAGACGCGCAAGAACCGAUGAAAAUUAUACAUAAAGUCACUUCGGAUGAUAACAGAAUAUCUUUGAAAUCCUUUUACACGAAGCCCACACCCAAAAAUCAGAAAAUGCACGAAAAGAAGUAUCAAAACCUGAAGGAUGGCUGGUUGAACGAAUUGAGAAUAUUGCUUACAGAUCAAGAAAGAAUUCUGCAACAAGAAAGGAAUCUUAGAUCGAUAAGUAAUUGGAGGCUAAGGAGAAAGAUGGAACCUUACAGAGAAAUGCCUGUGGAGAAAACCAAGCCGCCGUUCGACACCGAUCCGCAGUACGAGAAGAUGAUGACCCGAGAGGAAUUGGCGAAAACCCUCAACGAAUUCAAGCAAAAAGGUUUCAUAAAGCCGGGCGAACCGAAUUCCACGACGCCCGUUCAGCUUCAGACGAUGAUCAAGCACAUAAUGGACCAGCUUAAGGAGUUUGAGCUGGAGAGCGACUUGGGAAGUAACUCGAUCGAAAUGGAUCGGGCAGAAAAGCAAAUAAGAACCAUGAUGGACAUUCAGAAGAAACUGAUGAGCUUGAAAUCGCUCAACGACGUGACCUUAUAGAAUGAAACGCGCCUUUUAACUUCAAAUAGUCUUUUUUUAUUAAAACAUAAAUUAUAAUGUACAAUAAAGUUUUUUUCUGAUGAAAUAAAUCCGUUACAAAAUAUAACUUGGGAGUAUAAUACUAAAAAUCACAAAACAAAUUUCAUUAUCUAUGUUUUAGUCGAUAGAAUCUUAAAUAAAUAAAGCAACAAAUAUGAAGAAACAGUCGAUCACUGUAGAAUCAGUUCUGGAACAUUCUCAUCAAAAAGUCCUUCCCAUUACGAUUUUGCCUUUGAUAACCUCUUGAGUAUUUUCCACGAAUCCCAACUUUCCGUAAAAAGCGUGAGUAUAACUAUCAAAAGUGUUCAUUACAACAUGAACACCAAACGAUCCUAAAAAAUAUAAAAUUUAUAUAAAUUAUCGAUUAUAAAUUAAACUAUUUCUACUCACCAUUAGCUCUCAACGCUGCUAAUAAACACGUUACAAGUCUUUUACCAACUGACUGAUCCAAAACCGAUGGCAAUAAACUACAUAUCAUGCUAGACGCAUGAGAAGGGCUGCUAACAUACACUUCAUCCUUAAAAUUAUGGAAAUACGCCGCUGAUUCCUAAAACAAUAAUUUAGUAAACUUGCUAUAAAUAUCGCGAGUUAAUCGAAUCGUACUUGAGCGAACUUGUGGAGAUUUUUGGCGCAAUCGAUCGGAUAUUUCUCGCACAUUUCUGGUAUCCAAGCCAGUUCCUGCUUCACCCUGAACUUCUUAUAAUCCGGCGCCGCGCAUGCGUAUCCGACGAUAUUCGAUUCGUCUUCGACCACGAAACAAAAUUCCGGAUGAAGAGUAAUAUAAGGUCCGAUUAAUCUAUCAGCUUGAAGAU
Messenger RNA from Phyllotreta striolata, 2156 nucleotides. Lineage: Eukaryota; Metazoa; Arthropoda; Insecta; Coleoptera; Chrysomelidae. The record is from the annotation of a GenBank genome assembly.